GUGAUAAAGGUGACAGAGGAGAUAAAGGCAUGCCAGGGAAAAAUGGUAAAGAAGGUCCCCAAGGUUACCGGGGUCCCAUGGGUCCUCAAGGGACUAAGGGCCAGGCGGGCUCCCCGGGAGAUGCCUGUAAGCCACAGCACUCCUCCUUCUCUGUAGGGAGACGUAAAUCCCUCCACAGUAUAGACUACUACCAGGCCCUGGUGUUUGACACGGUGUUCGUCAACCUCUACGAGCACUUCAACAUGUUCAAAGGUAAAUUCUACUGCUUCGUCCCAGGUAUCUACUUCUUCAACGUGAACAUCCACACGUGGAACUUCAAGGAGACCUACCUCCACCUGAUGCACAACGAUAAGGAGCAGGUGAUCCUGUACGCCCAGCCCAGUGAGAGGUCCAUUAUGCAGAGUCAGAGUGUGAUGAUGGACCUGCGCUGAACGACGAGGUCUGGGGUCAGCUCUCAAGAGGGAGAGGGAGAACGCGUCUAUAGUGAUGACGUGGACGUCUAUAUUACCUUUAAUGGAUACCUGGUGGCGCCUAGUGUCUCAGGUGAUCAGAGUGGAGGGGGAGGGGGAGGAAACUCUGGGUUGGAUUUGGUCGUUUUAUCCAUGCCUAAAGUUCAGUGA
Oncorhynchus kisutch (coho salmon) is the source of this 620-nucleotide messenger RNA. RefSeq names its product complement C1q tumor necrosis factor-related protein 1. Gene Ontology annotation, molecular function: protein binding. The record is from RefSeq and is a predicted model, not a curated record. Lineage: Eukaryota; Metazoa; Chordata; Actinopteri; Salmoniformes; Salmonidae.